Molecule: messenger RNA, 897 nt
Organism: Danaus chrysippus (African queen)
Lineage: Eukaryota; Metazoa; Arthropoda; Insecta; Lepidoptera; Nymphalidae
Source: the annotation of a GenBank genome assembly
AUGUUAUCAGUCAACUGGAAGAUGUUGGGCGCAGUGAUUUGGGCUACAGUCCUACUCAGCAUUACACACGGACAGCCAGUUCCUGAUCCACAAUUCAUUUCGCCAUGUCCAUGUCCAUGCCCAUGCCCAUGUCCUGAGCCAUGCCCGCCGCCGUGUCCCGAACCUUGCCCCGAACCGUGUCCCGAGCCGUGUCCCGAACCUUGUCCCGAGCCGUGUCCCGAACCAUGCCCUCAGCCCUGCCCGGAUCCUUGCCCCUGUCCCUGCCCUGACCCGUGUCCCUGUCCCUGCCCGGACCCGUGUCCCGGACCCUGUUCCGGUGACGUCCAACAACUCAGCCUGUGCAACCCCGGCGAGCCAGACGUUCGUUAUGCAUAUGGUCAAGCCCCGCAAGGUACUAUUAUUGUCAGGCCAGGACAAAUAAACUUCCCGAAUCCUAGGCCAAUAAUAGUCAAGCCGGGAACAAUCAAACUACCAAAUCCACCUCUGAUAUGGGUCAAACCGGCACCAAUUCAACCACCACGGUUGCGGCCUAUCAGGGUUCAACCACGGCCGGUACAACCUCCGACCCCACCACCGAUACUCGUCCGUCCUGAUCCGGUGCAGCCACCACAACCACGACCUAUUAUUGUCAGACCAGCGCCCGUUACACCACCACGUCCAAGGAAAAUUAAGGUAACACCACAAAGGGUACAGCCUCCUAUGCCAGAUAUGCUCAUCGUGACUCCACCACGUAUACUGGUGCCACAAGCUCCAACAAUAUGCUUCAGACCAAAUCCUAUAACCUGCUUCAAAACUUGUGGUCCAGCCCGUAUCGGUAUCUACAGGCCAAAUCCUUGUAAUCCUUGUAAUCCUUGUAAUCCAUGCGCCCCAUGCGACCCAUGCAACUCAUGUUACUAA